AUGGCAGCGGAUGUGGUGCCUUUGCCCCAAGCGAGCUCCGAUCUCGAUUUCGUUACGGUCGAGGACUGGAGGAAUGUCCUGGAGGGUCCCGUGCCCAGCUACGUGAGGACUCUCUUCGUGGCGAUACUGCGCUGCACCCGCCCAGAGAGCUCGGCGGCGAGUUGGACACAGAUCCAAGAUCUCCUCAGAGGGGACGUCGGGUUCAUAGCCGCGCUUCAAGCCUUCGAGCCGGAGGCCAGCGACAGGCACCGCAUCCGGGACAUACUUUAUUCAGAGAUGGAGGUUGCCUCUAUCCCCGUGAAGUACAUGGCCUUUUUCUCACCGGGUUGCGAGCUGCUCCUCCGCUGGUGCCACGCCUUGGGCGACGCCUGCGGCUGCCCGCCUCCGACCUUCCCACAGGCGAAGGAUCACCUGCGCUCAGCCUGGGAGGAAGCCGAGGAGGCAAGGGACCAGCGCAAGAAGGCCAGGGACGAAGCCAGAGCUGCCAAAGAAGCCGCCAGAGCUGCCAAAGACGGAGAUGUCGCCAAGAAGGGCACCGAAAAGGAGGGCUUGGAGAGGGAGGCUUCGGAGGAAAGAGGAGGCCGGCUGCAGCUGAAGUCCCUCCUCUCAGGGGAGGUCUUCGCCACCUUGCCGGGUGCCCUUCCGACCUGGACCUACAAG
Messenger RNA from Symbiodinium necroappetens, 660 nucleotides. Lineage: Eukaryota; Dinophyceae; Suessiales; Symbiodiniaceae. The record is from the annotation of a GenBank genome assembly.